UUCUUUCCCACAAUAAAUGGUCCUCCUUCAUUUCCAUUGACUUGCUCUCUCUUUAUAUACUUCUUGUCCCCCUUUUAUUCACUGCUGCAAAAUACAAUAAUUAUGCUCUUAAUUUUUUCUUGUUCAUCAUCAUCCACCUAUAUUUUCCUUCGUCCUCCCACUUUUAUUUUAUUUUCAAUACUGUCAUUUAAAAUUCAGUAUGGAUUCAUCGUAUUUUCCUAUGAGUAAAUCGCCAAGGAAAGAACUUCAAGGCCCUCGUCCAGCUCCUUUGAAGCUCCGUAAAGAAUCGUACAAGAUCAAGAAACCACCGUUGGCACCGCAACCAGUGCAACAACAACCGACGCAAAUAAGGCCUCCAGUAAUCAUCUACGCCGUGUCGCCAAAGGUGAUCCAUACAAACCCUAGCGACUUUAUGAACCUAGUCCAACGCCUUACAGGCUCAACAUCAUCAUCAUCAUCUUCAUCGUCUUCGAGAUCUUCAUCGCUUCCACCAUCAACAACCAAUCAUCCAAUAUUCAAUGAUACCAGUGAUGCAAUCUCACCAGCGGCAAGAUUUGCUACUAUAGAGAAGACAAAGUCACCAGAAGGGAAAAAGCAACCAAUAUUUAGUGAAGAAAACUUUGGGUUUGUAGAAGGCAUAGAGAUGAAUCCAGGGGUUGAAAGGACAAGUUUCUUUCCAGGGAUUUUGUCUCCAGGGCCGACCUCACUACCUCCAAUAUCACCAAACUUUUUCUCACCACCAUCUGAUCCAAACUCAAUCAGUUUCUUCCAUGAUCUGAGUCCUGUUCUUCAUGGAAACAAGAAUUUCUUAGAAGGUAGUUUCAUGCCUAGUCCUUCGAGCUUUAAUAUUUCACCUUAUCUAAUAACAUCUCCUAUUACUCCAUCAAUAGACCUUUUCAACAAUUUCUUUGACCUUUAAUUUCUUUUUUAUCAUUUGAUUUAUGGGGUUUCGGAAACGAAAGAAGAUGUUUGUCAGAGUUGUGGAUCGCAUUUUUCCACAACUUGAACUGAUGCUGAAGGUGGAGCACUAAAGUGAAAUGUUACUAUUUAUUUUGGUUAGUUAGGUAGUUGUAAUCUUCUUAAUGGCCUUCUCUUUUCAUUCUUCUACCAAUUUUAAUUUGGUGGGCCAUCUGAUAGGGCAGUUGUGGCUCAAAAGUCCUGUGAUACCCAUCUUUUUUUUUUCUUUUCUGAUACAAUUUUUUUUUCUCAUAUGUAGCAGCAAUGUUAAUAUAAUUUGAAAGCAUUAACAUAACAUUUCUUUUCUUGCAGUUUUAUAUUUAUCCUUUUGCAUCAUUAUUUUUUCUUGAUUUCUUGCAAAUCUUGUGUUUCUAGCU
Messenger RNA from Durio zibethinus, 1334 nucleotides. Its product is annotated as nuclear speckle RNA-binding protein B-like. Gene Ontology annotation, cellular component: nucleus. The record is from RefSeq and is a predicted model, not a curated record. NCBI's taxonomy places the organism in Eukaryota, Viridiplantae, Streptophyta, Magnoliopsida, Malvales, Malvaceae.